Molecule: messenger RNA, 1103 nt
Organism: Cherax quadricarinatus
Lineage: Eukaryota; Metazoa; Arthropoda; Malacostraca; Decapoda; Parastacidae
Product: pupal cuticle protein 20-like
Cellular component (GO): chitin-based extracellular matrix
Molecular function (GO): structural constituent of chitin-based larval cuticle
Source: RefSeq, a predicted model, not a curated record
AUGAUCCUGAAAGUGGUAUUCUGCACUUUGUUGGUUGUUGUGGGAGCCGAUAAGCUUCCGUCUACUUCUUACGGAGCACCCGCCAGGGGAAGUGGAGGCUUCACUGCGGGAUCCAGAGGAGGCUUUGGUGGGGGUUUCGGAGGCUCGCCUGCGGGAGGUUUCGGAGGCUCACCUGCGGGAGGUUUCGGAGGCUCACCUGCGGGAGGUUUUGGAGGACCAGCUAGUGGAGCCUUCGGAGGUUCAGCUGGUGUAGGCUUCGGGGGAGCUGGUAGUGGAAGUUCUCUUAGCGGAAGUUACAGACCUUCAGGUCCCGUAGUCCCAAUCUUAAGAGACGACCGUGAGGGACCUGAUGAGUAUGGAAACUAUAAUUUUAACUUUGAAACUGGUGAUGGCAUCAGUCGUCAGGAGCAAGGCGCCCCUCAGGGUCCAACUGGUGCUGUGGCAGCUCAGGGAGGAUGGACAUUUACUUUCCCCGAUGGAACUCCCGCUGUUUUCAACUUCGUAGCAGAUGAAGGUGGUUACCGCGUGGAGUCUCCUCUUCUGCCACCUGUCCCCGCCCACGCUAUCGCCCAGAUCGAGAAGGCUCGUCAGGAAGACGCCGCCGCAGCUGCUGCAGGUGGACGUGGAUCAUACAGUGCUCCCUCAGGUUCUGCUUCUCAGUUUACUGGAACACCUGCUGGAGGCUUCGGUGGUUCCCCUGGUGGUGGCUUUGGUGGUUCCCCUGCUGGUGGCUUCGGUGGUUCCCCUGCUGGUGCCUUCGGUGGCUCGCCUUCAGGUGGCUUAGGAGGUUCAUCUGCUGGACUCUUCGGUGCUUCACCUAGUGGCUUCGGAACCUCAAGCCGUGGAGGUGCUCCUGUGGCUCCCAGUAGGACUUACGGAGCCCCAUAAGCAUUAAUCUUUACCGUACAAAUGACUCCAUCAUUCUCGAUACAUAUUCGUUAGCUAUUUUCUCACCUGAUAUCUUGUUCUGAACUUCUGUCAUUCCUGGAUUCCUUAGUCACACUAAUUUUGUGAAUUAAGUCAGCUAAUCUUGCCACAGAUAAUCUGUUAUUUGACGUUGCAUGACAGUACGCUUAUUUUAUUGUUACGUAUUUAAUAAAAAA